This is a messenger RNA of Penicillium maclennaniae, 612 nucleotides long. RefSeq lists its product as uncharacterized. The transcript is spliced from 2 exons. Bases 1 to 612 code for a protein of 203 amino acids. The record is from RefSeq and is a predicted model, not a curated record. Lineage: Eukaryota; Fungi; Ascomycota; Eurotiomycetes; Eurotiales; Aspergillaceae.
AUGCCGCCUCUUUUGACCCUUCUCCUUUACCACAAAGUCUCCGCUCAAAGGCUGUACCUGGACAACAGACCCGGAAUGCCAAUCCUACCAAGCUCCCCUCUCAUCCCGCAAGAGCACGAACAAAUCGGUCUCAAUCCAGCACUCUCACGAGAAAUCCUAGCAGAUCUGAAACAAUAUCCGAAUCUCAAGAACUGUGUCUACGUCCGUCACUGGCACGAUAAGAAAAAUGCUCAGUGGUGCGUGUUGCUCCAAGACACGACUGUUCAGCCUGUUAUUUUGAAAACAGAACACCCUAUUCCAGAAACUCUCUUCGUGGAUUCUGUUGAGAACUUCAACACUGCAUCCGCCAAGAAACCCGGCGCGAAACCCUCUGUGGAGUCUGCCCACGAUGCAUCAGGGAUCGUCGUAGAGAAUACUAUGGGAGAGACUACUGAAGUGAACAUCGAAUCGACUGCAGAGAUAGACGAUUCCUUGUUCGUUGAACAAGCUCCCUUGGCCAUAGGUGGUCAGAUCCCAAGGGACAGAUGGCUGGAGCGUGAGUUCCCUGCAUUCGACAAUGAUCUGAUGUCGGUCAAUUUCAGCGAUUUAGCACAGCAUAUUGCUAUUGAAUAG